UCCUUUUCAAACGUUUUCAUUCACUCUCUGAAUGUGUUAUAAGAAAUUUAAUUUUUGAACACAAUUCUACUCCAAAAGUUGGCAUCUACGUCAUACAUCGUACUAGAAAUUAAAUCGUAAGCAAUGGUAAUUAUAUCGAAGAAGUCCUCUACAUUCCCUGCUUAAAUCAUCUCAUUGAAUUUAAGACGGACGUAUAUAACCUAUACAUUCUUAUCCACACCUGGCUUCACGCGAUCCCGCUGUUGCAUUUGAGACUGCCAGUCCAUGACGGCGAGGAGCGCUGGAAGUACAUUGUCUUGGCCCGAAGGGACCGGUGUCUGCCUGGCAGCGGCAACCAGAUGAUCAGGACAGGUACUAACACGGUACCGUUAGCUGAUUAACGAUUUCUUUGGGCAAGGCUCUGCUUCUACAGGUAGGUGGCAACAUAGCGUGUGCAGGACGUCACGAGCAGGGCGUACGUGUGUCGGGGGAGGGAGAGCAGGGAGGGAUGUGAGCCACGGCACUUUGUCUGACGCACUGACUGGGCGCGCACCCUUCGACAGUUAAUGACUCGAGGCUUAGUGUUUCUGCUGCCUCCAUGUGUGGGACACGCUUCGAGAGGUCGUUUCGACCUUGAACUACGCUGCCUCCAACCUAGCCGAACCGAAGACAACAACAAACAAGCUUGCAGCCUGCGACAGGGCGAGGAGGUGAGACGUCGCCGUCCCAUACCGGCUCACGUCAUGUGACCGAGACCGAGGCCUGAAGCCCCUGGGGUACGCAGGGUAUUUUUGGUGCUGACAAAAGACACACCCGCUUCAGAGAUGAAGUUCAAACUACCGGAAGUAGAACCCACGACUCCACAGACAACAAAAAUUCGGAGCUCAACCUUCGGCAAUCUACACAAGGCCCAGCGGGUCGCCGCAGUGGAGGGUCUCUACGGCAACCAGGCAGGGGCCAACAAUUCCAGCAAACAGCAAACUUCAACGGGAAAGCCCAAGCACCUUCAUCAAAACCACCUUGCCUACAUCACAGACAACAAGCUGCUAUCCACAGCUACAUCGACCACGCUUCCGCAUUUAAACCCUGGGGAGGGCGCUGGACGACACAUCCACGGCAAGUAUCACCAGGACCAUGGCGAGUUGCAAGGAGCGGCCACCCUUCCGCAUCUUCACCCCAGCGACAGCGUCACCAACACGAGCGGCAUACACAGCUCUUCGUCCUACACCGCGGUGCCCUCCGGCCUCCACUCCGACCGUAGCAGGAAAGAAGACAACAGCCACCGAUCCCACGUGACUCCCUCAGAUGCUCUCAGGCUGUACCGGGGCAAGAUGUCUGCUUACGAGCAGACGGAGAUCUUGGACUUUCCGGAGGUCUACUUCCUGGGUCUGGAGGCCAAGAAGAUCGACGCUACCCCCGGCGCUGCCUCCAACAAUGGUUAUGAUGAUGACAGCGGUUCCUACAUAAAGGUGCUGCACGAUCACCUGGCAUACCGUUAUGAGGUGCUGGAGGUGCUGGGCAAAGGUUCCUUCGGGCAAGUGGUCAAGUGUUACGACCAUAAGACUGACCUCUUAGUGGCAGUGAAGAUCAUUCGCAACAAAAAGAGAUUUCACCACCAGGCGUUGGUUGAGGUGAAACUUCUGGACUCCCUUCGCCGCAAAGACAAGGACAACCAGUUUAACAUCAUCCAUAUGAUUGAGUACUUCUACUUCCGCAGUCACCUGUGCAUCACCUUUGAACUCCUCGGGAUAAACUUGUAUGAGCUGAUAAAGAAGAACAACUUUCAAGGCUUCACCAUCACCCUCAUCCGGCGUUUCGCCUUCUCCCUGCUACAAUGCUUAAAGCUGCUUCAGCGAGAGAAAAUUAUCCACUGCGACCUUAAGCCUGAAAACAUUUUGCUGCGACAAAAGGGCCAGAGUACAAUAAAGGUCAUUGACUUUGGAUCCAGUUGUUAUGAGCAUCAACGAGUGUACACUUAUAUUCAGAGUCGCUUCUACCGUUCACCGGAGGUGAUUCUGGGUCUGCCCUACUCUAUGCCCAUUGACAUGUGGAGCCUGGGAUGCAUCCUGGCAGAGCUGUACACGGGAUACCCACUGUACCCUGGCGAGAAUGAAGUGGAACAACUGGCCUGCAUCAUGGAGAUACUCGGAAUGCCUCCUUCAUCCCUUCUGGACCAGGCCACGAGGCGUCGACUUUUCUUCGAUUCCAAAGGUAACCCGCGGUGUCUGACGAACAGCAAGGGCAAAAAGCGAAGAGUGGCCUCCAAGGACCUUCAGCAGGCCAUCAAGACUAGCGACGCCAACUUUCUUGACUUUGUGCGCCGUUGCCUUGAGUGGGAUCCGAACCUGCGCAUGACACCCGAGGAAGCCCUGCAGCACGAGUGGAUUAAGGAAGCAUGGGGUUCGCGGCGAGACCGCGUUUCACGCGCCCUCAACAAACGGUCGUCAGCCCAGUCUCCCGACUCCUUAUUCCUCCAUCCCGGCCAUCCCCACCAUCAGUACGGCGCGGCCGGACAGGUGGACCCGUUCAAAGCACCCACCCAGCUGCCAGGAAAAGACAAACUCAGAUCCGAUGACUGGAAGGUCAGCAUGAAGGAGCGCAAGAGCGCCAACUACAAGACACUACGCCAGAGGGAGCCACCGGUAGGAGCGUCUGCUGAGACUGUUGAGGAUGGUGAGACAGAUGCAGGCGCCAGUGACAAAGGAGGUAAAAAACUCUCGGAGACUGCGCAGCCUGUGGUGGAUCAGAUAGAUGAGCUUAACCCGGCUGGCGGUGCUGAUGGCAAGUCGGGUGUAGACUUUCAGAGCCAGGAAGCAGAGGGUGCCAGUGGUGAAGUGGACACUUUUUUCCCGCCAAUCUUCAAGUGACAUACUCUACAUAUCUACAGCAGUGUCUGGCUGCUCGCUGAGGAUUAAUCGAAAAGAACGGCAUUUUGUGCUUGCGCACUGGCACACACCUACUUUUUUUCGCAUGCGUUCCUCAAAAUGAUUGUUUGUUUCUCGUCGGAAUGAAGAAAAAGUUACUUUUUGUCAGUCGUUUAUAAUCACCACGCAAGAGGUGUCUGAGUUCAACAUGCCGAUAUAGAACAAGAAAUGGACAUUUUUAUGUUGCAAGUCAUUAGCUCUGCAAUAAUUAUGCUGUGGAAAUACUGUGUGCUGUCUGAGAAGAUUUGAUACCUGCAGUCAUGCAACAUCUUCAACAGCUCGGUAACAUGUUGGUGAGGGCCGAGGUGGUGGUCACAGAAUUCCACCACACUCUACUGACAGCAUCUGUUAGGGACUGCUUUUGUUCAGCAACAACCAGGAAAUUUGCGUAUCCCGUGGGGUCCUUCACGGCUCUGCAUCCGUAGUUUUUCUCCUUCUUCGUCUUUUGGUCUCCACGGAGCCUUGCUAUUGCUCUCGCCGUUUUCUUCAUCAUUGCCUGCUCAUUACCUGCCAAGAAACUGCGCCACGUAGAAUAAACACUCCCUGUUUUGCGCUCAGCAUCCUUCCCGAACAAUGAAUUAUCUCCGUGCACUAUUGCCUCCUGCCACGGAGAUUUGCAACAACUUUUCCGUGCUGUGCCUGACACAUCAUUCUGUUAGCGCACAUCAUCUUAAUAAUCCUGGUUAAGAACUUUGCAUCAAAGAUGUUGUCUCUUCUGGGAUCUGUUUACUAAACUUUUGGACACGUACUUCGUCUCGAGAAUGAGAACUGAACUUUUCAAAAAUCUGUCCAAGGGCCUAAUGCACGAAGCGGGACUAUGCCAAAGUCCGGGACUACGAGUGUGCAAGAAAUUCCGUGUCGUUGACUGAAGAUCGUAACAAAAGGUGUGCAGCACAGCAGUUUCCCUGUUGCUGAAGUCCGAGAAGUGAGAACACGCAAUGCCCGUUUUAUGUUACGGGGUUUGUUUGUUGUUGUUUUUUCAGCCAGCAGAGCACAGAGUCGGACUUCGGCCUCGCUUCAUUAAUUAGGCCUCCGCUGUCUUCCGAGCCAGGAAGUCUUCUCAAGACAUACAGGAGGUUAACAUGUCUAUGGAACCAGUACUCCUUGUCUGCAUUUCCUCCUGCCUUGGCAUGCCUGUCGACAUCGCUAGAACGCCGCAUUCAAAAAAGAUAAGGCAGCUUGAAGCGACCGUCCUUACAAGAUGAUUCCAUUUCCUCCUUUUAUUCCAGUACACUUUUUUUUCAAGGCGUGGUUAUUUGUCCUUACGCACACAUCGCACAGGAGCGUUUCAUAUGAUGCGGCUGUUCUGCAUGCCUGGAGUCAGUUGUAUGCAUCCUUCAAGAAAAACGUACAAACUCCUUCUCCUCCUUGCUUACUAAGUCAUCUCCUGACACCCGGCGUGCCGCAGUCAUCGGGAGAAUUAAAAAAAAAACAACUUUGUUUCCAAUUUUCACGGAUUCUCAGGGAAAUGUGUGUGUUACAGUCCGUCAUUUCCCGAAUCACAGGUGUGCACCAUGUUUCCUCUUCUGUUUCGCGGACAGUGCUCACUGCUGCUGUGGACAAAAAGCCUUUCCCAUCGUGGUUGGCAGUGUGCUUUAUUUCACAUCUUUGAGCCCUUGCAGGUAUCUUCAUGAAAAGUUAUUAAUUUACAGUGCUGCUACACCUAUGUGACUGGAGCAAUACUGUCGCCGGAUAAUAAUCACUGUUACUCCACUACUGUGUUGCUGAAGAGAAGCUGGUCUAUUUUUUGCAACAGUAUUAUUGUACAUAACGAUUAACUCAGGGGGCCUUUGUUUCGUUUUGGGAAAGAUCUGUCCUCCGACAAUAGUAUCAAUGCUUGAAACGUAUGUUUUCUGUGAACCCUGCAGCUCUAGAAUCCCGCUAGGUUUCUACCCGAUAUGUCCAAGUAACACAAACAGGAAGGCGUUGUGAGAGGACGUCGUUGUAUUUACGAGUCCAGAUCUCAGUCACUGGCCAUUCUGUUUAUCGACGAAGAUCUCGUUCUCAAAACACAAACAGCAAUGCAGCUGAAGGAUGCCGCAGGGCAGUGCUCGAGAACCCGUGUGUCUUUGCUUGGUUUUCUCUUCUCUCGGGUGGAUCUGGCAAAAAAACCAAAACUAAAACAAAUGUGCGCAUGUUACUGCCCCAAAGCAAAAAGGAAAAGUGGCAGCGACCCGUGGAUUAGUGGGAAGAAAAAAGAAAACUAUCAGAGUCUUAAUUACUUCGGUGUAUAUGCCUAUUCUGCCAUAAACAUAUUUAUGUUUUUAUAUAGAUAUAUAAUGUCAGGCGUUUUGAAAAAUGAUUUUCUUUCAGGCAAACA
This is a messenger RNA of Pomacea canaliculata, 5223 nucleotides long. RefSeq names its product dual specificity tyrosine-phosphorylation-regulated kinase 4-like. Gene Ontology annotation, biological process: peptidyl-serine phosphorylation; peptidyl-threonine phosphorylation. Gene Ontology annotation, molecular function: protein serine/threonine kinase activity; protein serine/threonine/tyrosine kinase activity; ATP binding. The transcript has 13 exons. The record is from RefSeq and is a predicted model, not a curated record. NCBI's taxonomy places the organism in Eukaryota, Metazoa, Mollusca, Gastropoda, Architaenioglossa, Ampullariidae. Gene Ontology annotation, cellular component: nucleus. Bases 804 to 2846 code for a protein of 680 amino acids.